GGUGACGAAUGAGAGAUGUGGGUGUAAAUUCAUAAUAAUAACAGCUUUGAUUAACAGAUGCACAGCUGACAGAAGAGAGCUGACGAUGGCUGGAUAUAGAACAAUGAUGGGGUUGCUCUUGACUGUUGGGAUUGUUUUUCAACUGUCAGAGUCACGUGUGACAUGCAGGAAUGAUGAAGGAAACGAGGUGGACUGGUAUAUUCUGUACAAGUUGCCCCUGGGGCAUUCCGAUAACGGUUUGUCCUAUCUGUACAUGGAUGAGAGCACCGAUGGAUGGAAACUCAGCAAACAUACCAUUGACAGUUCAUCUGGCACUCUUGCAAACACCCUGGAACCUCUUUUGGACUACUACGUCAGAAAGACUGAAGGUUUUGGAUACAUUUUAUAUAAUGAUCAACUUGAAAAAAAAACAGUUUCUUCAUCAUAUGGACACAGUAAAGGUGUUGUGAUGUUGGACAGAGCAACAGGAGUCUGGCUCUCACACUCUACACCGAAAUUUCCAACAGAUCAAAGUAAAAGCUUCUGGCCAGAAAGUGGAAACGUUAAUGGUCAGACAUUUUUGUGUGUGACUUACUCCUAUGGUACAUUUAAAGAAAUAGGAUUACAGCUCAUGUACAUUCAUCCCUAUGCAUAUGACUAUGUCAUCCCGAAAACCUUUCACAUGGAGCUGCAAAAGGUUGCACUGAAAACUGGUUACCCAGGAAAAGAACCCUUUUCUAGUGUGACAUUUCUGAGAUCAGAAGGAGGAGAAUUUUUCCACAGCUUUGCAAAAUACACACGUUUUAAUGAUGAUCUUUAUUCUGGCCUUAUUGUGGAUGAUAUGGAGGAGAAUCUGUACGUGAAAGGCUGGGGAAACAAGGGUCGCUCAGUUCUGCUGCCGUCUGACUGCAGCACACCGCAUCAUCAUGUGUACAACGUAAAGAAGGUUAAACUCCUGGAAACGGUCUACAAUGAUACUCAAGAUCACUCCAAGUGGUGUGUGGCUCCUAUUAGUGGAUGGACCUGCAUUGCUGAUUUGAACAGGCAUGAGAGUCAGAAGUAUAGAGGUGGAGGAGCAAUAUGCAUUAAAGACGUUGCAGUUGCAAAAGCUUUCUGGACCACAAUCAAAACUUGGUGGAAGAAGUACUCAGAUCUUGUACCUACUUAAGUAAAAGUUGCAACACUAAAUUGUGAAAAUACUCUGGUACAAAUAAAAGUCCUGCAUUCGAAAUCUUAUUUAAGUAAAAGUAGAACAAUUAUUCACAUUAACAUAUAGUUAAAAUAACAAAAGUUAAUAGUAAAGAAAAGUUCACGAGGGACGUCUUUAAACAGGUGGUCUAGGGGUAGAGGAAUGUGAGAAUUUGGUUAGGGAUAUUGCCAAAUAUCUGGAACAAACUACCAGAAACCUGCCGGUCCGCUGCAACUCUUACUACUUUUAAAUCCAGGCUAGAGACUUUUCUUUUUGCCGCUGCUUUUAAUUGAACUAUUCACAUCUUACACUGCACUGUAACUUGUAUUCAUGUACCUGUGUUAUUCAUGUUUUAUUAUCUUUGCUUUUUAAUGUUUCUAAUGUGUUUUAUGUCUUUCAUUUUUGUAAAGCACUUUGAAUUGCCUUGUGUUGAAAAGUGCUAUAUAAAUAAACUUGCCCUGCCUUGCCUAGUACUCAAUAUGCGUAAUGGCGUAUUUCGGAAUAAAAUAUAUUGUAUGACUGGA
This is a messenger RNA of Trematomus bernacchii (emerald rockcod), 1692 nucleotides long. RefSeq names its product deoxyribonuclease-2-alpha-like. Bases 86 to 1147 code for a protein of 353 amino acids. The transcript is spliced from 8 exons. Gene Ontology annotation, biological process: apoptotic DNA fragmentation. Lineage: Eukaryota; Metazoa; Chordata; Actinopteri; Perciformes; Nototheniidae. Gene Ontology annotation, molecular function: deoxyribonuclease II activity. The record is from RefSeq and is a predicted model, not a curated record.